AUGGCUUACCGGACCAACGACUUUGAGGAGCGUUUUUAUGACGACCGCCGACAGCGGGUUGACGUCCGCGUGAAAGAGCGCGAACGCGAACGCGAACGUGAAGGCGACCGCCUCCGUUUCUUGCGCGAGGAGCGUGCUCCUGAAUCAGGCGCUCUCGUCCUAAGCCGCCGAGAGGUUGAGUCGAGGGAGCUGUCGAGGCCCCGCCACCGCUCUCCGAGUCCUGUGUACCGCGAGCGGAUCGUCCGCAAAGCCCGCAGCUUGACACCUCCCCCGCGCGUCCACCAUGACCAGGAGCUUGAGCGCUCGAGGGUGCGCAUUUCUGAGCGCGAACGUGAGAUUCGCAGCCCAUCCCGUGGCCCUCCUCAAGAGAUCCGCGCUCGAUACGUUGAACGCCAAAGGUCGCCCUCUCCGCCGCCUCCGGCCAGGGAACGCAGCCGCGUAGGCGUGCGUAUCGUCGAGCGCGAGAGAGAAAAAGAGCGGGUGCCGUCUCCUUCGCCCUCGCCGCCGCCCCCGCCUCCCCAGCCUCAGGUCAUUCGCGGCCCCACGAUCGAGCGGGAGGUCAUCACCCACUACAGAGACAUUGAUCAUGGUGUCACCCGCGUGCCCAGCCCGCCCCCUCCUCCUCGUCCCGCUCCUCGGCCCAAGGUCCGUACCGAAGACCGGGAGCUGGACAUCGACAUCACCACGUCCCGCAGGGGAACCGACAUUGACAUUCACCGAUCUCACAGCCGCCACCGCUCCCCUAGCAGGGAGCGCAGGUCUCCCGCUUUCCAAGACAGAGAGAUUGUGCUGAGCACCGACCGCCUCCGGAUUGAUGACCAUUACCACAGCGGAUCGCGCCGCAGAGCCCACUCGGCGGCUGCACGGACGCCGAUCGAUGAGGAGUCGGAAUACAUCACCUCCAAGAUCGACUCGCGCGGCAAGAUGGGCGAGGCUUGGAACGGCGCUACCAAGGACUGGGCCAUCAUCGACGUCCCGCCCGGAACUGAGCGCGUCCGUAUGGACGGUGUGGGCGGUGGCUCUGCCGAGGUCACUUGGCAGCGUUACAACGGCGUGAGACGUGCCAAGUUCAUUCCCGAGCGAGACGGCGCUCCCAGCUCGGUCCCGGCCCCCGAGCCCUCGCCCCGAGACUCGCGGGACCGUCUCAGCCUCCAGCUGUAUGACCGGGAGACGGAGAUCGAGAUCGAGAAGACCAAGGACCGCGUCCCGGCCCGCCGCCAACCCUCGAAGCGCAAUGAGAUGUGGACAGAAAUCACCAAGGACCUUGUCACUCGCGACGCCAUUAUCGAGCUCGGCUACGAUUUUGAGGAGACCGAGUACUUCUUUUACAUCAUGCAAUACCUGAAAUAUGAUGACGUACUAGAGCUCGUCCAGGUGUCGGACGAAAUCCGCCGCUUCCGUAAGGAACGCGUCCGCGAGUACGAGAGGGAGUGGGUGCACGACGACUGGGACCGCCGGUCUCACCACCACCACCGCCACGCGCCAAGCAAGUACGACGACGAACGGGUUUACGAGCGCGAGGUCGUCUACGACAGCCAGCGGCCCCGUCGUUGGUAA
This is a messenger RNA of Colletotrichum graminicola M1.001, 1557 nucleotides long. RefSeq lists its product as uncharacterized. The record is from RefSeq and is a predicted model, not a curated record. Lineage: Eukaryota; Fungi; Ascomycota; Sordariomycetes; Glomerellales; Glomerellaceae. The coding region runs from base 1 to 1557 and encodes 518 amino acids. The transcript is spliced from 3 exons.